Eremomyces bilateralis CBS 781.70 is the source of this 1840-nucleotide messenger RNA. RefSeq names its product RNA-binding domain-containing protein. The transcript has a single exon. Gene Ontology annotation, molecular function: mRNA binding. NCBI's taxonomy places the organism in Eukaryota, Fungi, Ascomycota, Dothideomycetes, Eremomycetales, Eremomycetaceae. The record is from RefSeq and is a predicted model, not a curated record. Bases 334 to 1449 code for a protein of 371 amino acids.
CUCUGUAGAUCAACAGAGAUCGAUAUUUAGAGAUAGUCUUGAACUCGAAAUAUUAACAGAAGUUGUCCCAUCCUCCCCAAGUCCAUUCGAUUUCAACUUUGGACAAUCUUUGGAGCCACUGGAAUCCCCACGACGCGUGCCCAUCGUGUUCUUCUACUCGAUUUGCCACCCUAUCUACAACUACUUACAUAGGUAGUUAGUCAUUUCAUACCGCAACCACCUCCCCGACUCCAACAAUCCCAUCGCUCGAGGACUCAUCUAUUAUAGCGGACCUGUAAGUCCCUCACAAACCGCGACACGCUCGCCACUUUCAAGGACUGCUCAAUCCUCAACAUGGCCCUUCCACCUCCACCAGGCGUCUCCCGACCACCGACCUCGACUACUCCACAACCGCACCCGUCUCUCCCAGCGCGACCGCCUCCGCCAUCCGACCCUCUCCCCCCUCUUCGAAGUGGUGGGGCGCUGGCUGCUGGUCAGAAUAAAAGCCGCAACACCAACUUCAGCACAUUCACUGGCUUCAAACCACGGUCGGUCGCCAGCGCUUCGUCCGCGUCCCAGCAGCAAUGGCCAUCGUACACCGCGACGGCCAGUCCAGCUCCGACAACGGGGUAUGCUGCGCCGCCAGUCACCCAGACCACAUCCUAUCAAUCACCAGCGUAUGCGCAGCAGUCGUCCUACUAUCCCCAACAGGCCGUGAACUACGGAGGCUCGGCAGCACCGUAUACCGCUGCAUACCCCCCACCAGCGCAAGCCGGCACUUUCACGCAAGCACCACUCAGCCAUUCCGCGGCACCAGCCUACGAGACGGACUAUGAUGCGCAGGUCGCCCAAUGGCAAAGCGCAUACGCGCCCCGCGAUGACGGCAAGAAGCUCGGCAACGCCAACAACAUCCCGCUGGGUGCCCGUGGUGGGACCGACGCCGGCGCCAGCGCGACCCCCAUCGGCGUGGCGGUGCCGGCCGACCCGAACCAGAAGACGGUCGUGCGCAGCGGAGGCGGGAAGACCUGGGAGGAUACCUCGUUGCUAGAGUGGGAUCCGUCGCAUUUCCGGCUGUUUGUCGGGAACCUCGCGGGGGAGGUGACGGACGAUUCGCUGCUGAAGGCAUUCGUGCGCUAUCCGUCCCUGCAAAAGGGCCGGGUGGUGCGGGAUAAGAAAUCGACCAAGAGCAAGGGGUACGGCUUCGUGAGCUUCAGCGAUGCGGACGAUUACUUUAAGGCGGCCAAGGAAAUGCAGGGGAAGUAUAUCGGGAGUCACCCGAUUCAGAUCCAGCGGUGCAAGACGGAUAUCAAGCCCAUGGCGAUGGGCCAAAGGGGACGAGGCGGGCGCCACUCGGGUAGAGCAGGGGGGCGAGAUCGAGAUCAGAAUAAGGUUGCGGGACAUGCGCAAACGGGGGCAGGGGUGCAGAAGAAGCCAGCGAAGACCAAGGGCGGCUUGAAGAUUUUGGGAUGAAGGUUGCAGCGAAUCCGAGCAUGUUGUCAAAUCUCAAAAUCCACUUCAAACGGCUACCGUGGCCCGGAAGAUGCGUUGCCCAUUUCGUCCGGAAUGUAGAUCACGCGAAUGGGGACAAGCCGCGCUCAGGCGUUGCUGAUAGACUGGCAGUAGAUGAUCAGAGUCAGGUCGGGGGUCCAAACAGAAGAGGGCGAGGAUCCUGUGGUGCUGACUACAAUAAACACUAGUACACGGAUCCUUGGACAAGGGGCGACCUACAUGAUGGCGGUUUGUGUGGAUGAAGGUCACUGUAGCAAGAAUUUGAGAUCAGAUGAGUUAAACUCUUAGCUUCUAUACUCGUAGCUUCUGAUAUACAAGAACAGAGAUUUCUGUUUUCUUCACAUAUUAUCAA